CUAGCACUUGAGGUUCCAUGACACCACACCACCGCUCAUCUACCACUGCCAGUGAGGCCAAUUGUUUUCCCUGACCCAUGAAUCCCACCACUCGAGGCUUGAAAUGCCGCCUCGACUCCAAUUGAAUGCAUUGGCUGCUUUUCCUCCAUUGCCUAUCGUUAGAUUGAGAGUUCAAUUCCAACGGCGGCUGGCUUCAAGCUCCACACCAGACAUCUAUGAUGUAGUUUGCGUUGGUGGUGGCCCCGCCGGAUUGAGUCUGCUUACUGGACUGCGGAAUUCAAAAAUUACCUCAAACCUAAAGGUGGCUCUCGUCGAUGGCCAGGAUUUACAGAAGAAUCGCCUGCGGAAGGACGCCAGUUUAGAGAGCUUCUCAAACAGAUGCAGCUCCCUCACGCCGGCCUCUGUGAAGAACCUCCAAGAGAUUGGAGCCUGGUCCCAUGCCGCCCAGGCUCGGAUUCAACCGUAUCAGGAAAUGCAAGUAUGGGAUGGUAUCUCCGGUGCCCGAAUAUCGUUCGACUGGGACUCGGCGCGCCCUAUCCUUUCCCCGCGAAGCCCAACCCAACCUACUACAAUAGCGUAUAUGAUCGAAAACAUAAAUAUUACCUCAACUCUCCUCUCCCGUCUCGAGGAACUAGGCGGCGUCCACAUAUUCUCUUCGCAGAAUGUUUCUUCCAUUGCCCUCGGCACCGAAGCCCCGGACGUCGAUCUCUCCUCCUGGCCUGUUCUCACGCUCUCGUCCGGCAAGCAGCUUGCGGCGAGGUUAUUAGUCGGCGCAGACGGCGCCAAUAGUCCCGUCCGUACCUUCGCCGGCAUACCGUCGCGUGGCUUCGACUACAGCCGCCACGGACUCGUCGCCACACUCAAGCUAGCUGGUCCUGGGUGGGGUGGGCCAGAUCACAAAAUCGCAUACCAGCGUUUUCUGCCUACCGGGCCAAUCGCCAUGUUACCUCUGCCCGGGAACGUGGCGAGCUUGGUAUGGAGCACGACGCCUGAGCGUGCGGCGAAGCUGAAAGCAUUGCCAGAGAGCGACUUUGUGGCCAUGGUAAACGCGGGAUUCCGACUCUCGGCCACGGAUCUUGAAUUCUUGCACACGAUGUCGUCAGGGCAGGAAGAAGAAGUCGCUUGGCGGGAGCAACACACGUCGCUCGACACCCACACCAUCCCGCAAAAGGUCACAGCCGUGCAAUCCGGAACCGUAGCUUCGUUUCCCCUCAAACUGCGUCAUGCGGACACCUACACCGGCGAGCGCGUCGCACUUGUCGGUGACGCUGCCCAUACCAUCCACCCGCUUGCAGGCCAGGGCUUGAAUCAAGGUCAGGGCGAUGCGGCGGCACUCGUGCGUACCAUUUCACGUGCCGUGCAGACGGGGCAGGAUAUCGGAUCGGUACUAGCACUGGAGAGUUAUAAUAGCGAGCGGUAUGCAGAGAAUAAUGCCAUGUUGGGCAUUUGCGAUAAACUGCAUAGGCUGUAUAGUGUGGAAUCGGGGCCGGUGGUGGGUUUGAGGACUUGGGGGCUCAAGGCUGUGGAUGCAGUGGGGCCUCUGAAGGGCUUCUUUAUGAAUCGGGCGGCGGGUGGCGUCUAGAUCGGGCCUUCAAAGAAUAGCUCUGCGUAUAUAGUGUAUAAAUACUACAAGACAAUCGAG
Lindgomyces ingoldianus is the source of this 1642-nucleotide messenger RNA. Its product is annotated as ubiquinone biosynthesis hydrox. Gene Ontology annotation, biological process: ubiquinone biosynthetic process. Gene Ontology annotation, cellular component: mitochondrion. The coding region runs from base 104 to 1582 and encodes 492 amino acids. Lineage: Eukaryota; Fungi; Ascomycota; Dothideomycetes; Pleosporales; Lindgomycetaceae. Gene Ontology annotation, molecular function: 2-octaprenyl-6-methoxyphenol hydroxylase activity; FAD binding; oxidoreductase activity, acting on paired donors, with incorporation or reduction of molecular oxygen, NAD(P)H as one donor, and incorporation of one atom of oxygen. The record is from RefSeq and is a predicted model, not a curated record. The transcript has 2 exons.